Molecule: messenger RNA, 1575 nt
Organism: Quercus lobata
Lineage: Eukaryota; Viridiplantae; Streptophyta; Magnoliopsida; Fagales; Fagaceae
Product: xanthotoxin 5-hydroxylase CYP82C4-like
Exons: 2
Coding region: 1-1575 (524 amino acids)
Molecular function (GO): monooxygenase activity; iron ion binding; oxidoreductase activity, acting on paired donors, with incorporation or reduction of molecular oxygen
Source: RefSeq, a predicted model, not a curated record
AUGUAUGCAUAUCUACAAUUUACUGUUGUUUCUGUGUUAGUUUCUUUAGUCUUUCUCUAUUCAUUGCUUGAAAAGACAAAGAAAUGCAGCAACAGCAAAGAGGCUCCUGAACCAGCUGGUGCAUGGCCUAUAAUUGGCCACCUUCACCUUCUUGGUGGUAGUGAUCAGCUUCUCUACCGAACACUAGGAGCAAUGGCUGAUAAAUAUGGCUCAGCAUUCAAUAUUCGCCUAGGUAGUCGCCGAGCUUUUGUUGUGAGUAGCUGGGAAGUAGCAAAGGACUGCUUCACCAUCAAUGACAAGGCACUAGCUUCACGUCCAACUACAGUAGCUGCAAAGCACAUGGGGUACAACUAUGCUGUGUUUGGAUUUGCACCCUACAGCUCCUUCUGGCGUGAGAUGCGAAAGAUUGCAACACUUGAACUUCUCUCAAAUCGUCGGCUUGAGAUGCUCAAGCAUGUUAGGUUCUCUGAAGUUGAGAUUGGGAUAAAGGAGCUACACGGUUUAUGGGUUCAAAAUGGCUCUAGUCCUUUGCUUGUUGAUCUUAAACACUGGUUAGAAGAGUUGACACUGAAUGUGGUGGUCAGAAUGGUUGCGGGGAAACGUUAUUUUGGUUCCUCAGCUGCCUCUGACAGUGGCGAGGCAAGGAGAUGUCAAAAAGCAAUCAAUCAGUUCUUUCAUCUGAUUGGCAUUUUUGUGGUUUCGGAUGCACUUCCAUUUCUGGGGUGGUUGGAUUUGCAGGGGCAUGAAAAGGCAAUGAAGAAGACUGCUAAGGAGUUGGAUUCUAUAUUGGGAGGUUGGCUGGAGGAGCAUCGUCAAAGGAGAGUUUCUGGUGAGGUUAAGGCCAACGGUGAGCAAGAUUUCAUUGAUGUCAUGUUGUCACUUCAGGAAGAUGGUCAACUCUCAAAUUUUCGAUAUGAUGCAGACACUAGCAUCAAGUCUACUUGCCUGGCACUUAUCCUUGGCGGCAGUGACACUACAGCAGGGACGCUGACUUGGGCCAUCUCAUUACUUCUAAACAAUCGAAAUGUGUUGAAGAAGGCACAGGAAGAAUUAGAGCAUCAUGUUGGAAUGUAUAGACAAGUUGAAGAAACGGACAUAAAAAACCUUGUUUAUCUUCAAGCAAUUAUCAAGGAAACUCUUCGUUUAUAUCCAGCUGGUCCGCUCUUAGGACCGCGUGAAGCAUUAGAAGAUUGUAACGUUGAUGGCUAUAAUGUUAAAGCUGGCACUCGCUUGGUGGUGAAUGUAUGGAAGAUUCAAAGAGACCCAAGGGUUUGGACCAAUCCGUCUAGUUUUCAACCAGAGAGAUUUCUCACAAGCCAUGUGAAUGUUGAUAUUAGAGGUCAAAACUUUGAGCUUAUUCCUUUUGGGUCUGGCAGAAGAUCAUGCCCUGGUGUGUCAUUUGCCAUCCAAGUCCUUCACUUGACACUUGCUCGUCUACUUCAUGCCUUUGAAUUUGCAACCCCAUUGGAUAAGCCUGUUGACAUGACUGAAAGCCCUGGUUUAACAAUUCCAAAAGCAACUCCAUUGGAGGUUCUUCUUACUCCGUGCCUCCCGGCCAAACUCUAUGGCUAUUGA